AACAUUAACAGUGAAUGGCCAUGGCGCAAGAAGAAGACAUACGCCAAGCAUAGCAUAACGAGACUCGAGAGUUUUAGAAUUUACUUGCAAAAACUCGAAAAAAUUGGAGUGGACGAUGGAAAUUUGGGAAGAAAAAUAAAUUAUUUUGUGUAAACAAAUAGAAAAUACAUAAAUAUAGGCAGAAGUGCCUAUACAAACAAAAGGUUUUAAGAUUAGAGAAAUUUUCUGUACUUUUGCAAAGCCAAUAUGGCAGCAUUAAAUAUUAAGCCUUUAACUGGAGUGGGAGGAGGUACCACCAAUCUUCUGUCCAAUCUACCGGCCACGGCCGAAAAGAAUAAACAAUGGCAACGAGAGUUGCUAAUGGAACGAAUACGUUCCCAUUCGUCACAGCACAAAACCUUUCCGGAACUCUCCAAGGCCAUGCGUAUGGGUAUGCUGGAAAAACGUUAUCCCCUAGACGCUGUGGAAAAAGCUAAUUUGCAAAAAUGUCUGGACAAUAUGCAGCACUGUAUUAAGGUCACCUCGCGACAGGGUUUGGUGGAGAGAUUAGAAAGUUUGUCACGUCAAUUGAGUUUGAAAUUUUCCGACGACUCAAAGGCUUUGUUCAUUUCAACGGAUAUGUUCUAUUUGGAGAUUUUGUUGGACUCCAAUGGCUCGCUGACAGAUGUCAAGGUUCAUCAUGAAUCCAAAGUGGAACAACAAUCCUGCAGUGAAUUGGUGGAUUGUUUAAAUCGUGGUGAUUUUGCCGAUUUCACAGCCCAACUGGAGGGGUUUUCUUCGAUCUAUCAGCUAAAUGCUGAAUCGAAGGUGAAAAUAAAGGCCUACGAUGCCAUGCAGGCCAUGGAAACGGAUUUGUAUAAUAUUUUCCAAAUGCAAAAUUUCUCUAAAGAUGCUGCCCAGAUUUUGCAAGAUUCUGCAGUGGGCAUUGUAAUGCAGCGACGUGGAGGCCAUCCCAUGAGAUUGGUGUAUUUUGUGUCUCCCUAUGACUUGAUAUCGGUGGAAAGCAAGACACUUCAACCCAUAACAUUGGAUACAUUUAACAAUAAAAGUAUAGGAUUUAGUGUGACAGUCAAUCUGGAAGCUUCCUCGGCCAACAAACUGCAAAUAUUGCCCACUGUGACGUUAUCAAAAGAUCCUCAGACUGGCAUGGAUAUGCCGGCAUUUGCUCCAUUGACCCAAAUGAACUCCAUGCUAUUGCCGGCGACAUUUGUGUUGCGAUUAAAUAAACCUUUGCCGGUGUGCUAUAACACGCUAAGGGCCAUGGGGUUGUGUCCGGCGGCUGGAAAUGAAAAUAGUCCUUCAAUGUCCACUUCCCUUGAGUCGCAAAAUAAGCCACCGGUUGUAAGCAAUAUUAUGAGUUUGAUAAUACAAACCGCAUCGGAUCAACAGACAAAGACCAAUCAAAAGGGUCUCUUUGUCCAUUUGCCAGAUCAAACGCAUUGUUAUUAUUUCACCGAGAAUAAGUUGAUGAAGUCCACCCUAAUACAUUCGGUGCCCUUUACGGAGCCAUCUCAGGUACACAAGAUUUUGGAAUUUCUAAAGAAAAUGGCAUUGUUUUACUCUCUGCUGGCUAGCUGUGUAAGACCCCAAGCCAAGGUGGCAGUUGAUUUAGAAUCCACCACCGUCUUGGAGGUCAAUGCAAUUUCAUUCCAACAAAUCUCGGUGGCUUUACAACAUCCCUACGAAGAAUCAAUGGCCACGGUGGAAUUCGAUUUACGCAGUGGGAAGCCACAAUGCAGUAUCUAUAGCAUUAGUCACAACUAUGAGCUGUUGUCAAUCAAAUUGACAAGUAUAGCUCAAAAAUGCCUCUCCAUACCGGUGACAAUCCGGGCCCUACUUAAAUUCUGGGAUCAAGAACGUAUGAAUAUGUUUCAACAUAAUAUGGGAGGAACUGCCACCACGGGCAUGGGUAGUAGUGGUCCGAAUAUUUCUGGUGGUGCAGGAGGUGCUGGAUCUGGUGGUGUUGGAACAGGAAAUUUGGGUAAUACCCAUACCUCAUAUGGAAAUUUUAACAUUACCGGAGGUGGAACAAAUGAUCCUGGCGGCGGCGGUGGUGGUGGUGGUAUGCAGCGUAUGUCAAGUGGUUCCAUGCCUGGUGGGGUCAAUAUAAAACUUGAACCCAAUGCCGGCAAUAACCAGCAACAACAGAGGUCUCUGGUGGGGCCUAAUGCUGUUGGUGGUUUAUUACCCCAAAUGUCAACAGCCUCUGCUGCUGCUGCUGGAUAUAUGAAGUACAAAAACCCUGCCGAACUUAAGCAGGAGGAUUUUCAUGAGAGCCCAAAGAGUCAAAUCAACACAACCAUUAAUGCCAACUUGGUGGCCGAGUCAAUGGCUGCCAGCAAUCUAAUGCAAUCUAAUCUCGAAAUUAACUCUUUGGGCCAUCAUCAACAAACAGCGCAACAACAGCAACAAUUGGAACAACAGAUUGCAGAACAUGAAAUUGCCGAUAAAUAUAAAAAUAUUUGGAAAGAUAAAACCACAAGUCUUAAGAACACCGUUAGUAUAACACCCAUAAGUGCGGACAAUACAGCGACAACCACAACAUCGUCACCAUCAUUGGAUGUUAAACGUACGGGAGGUAUAGAAAUAAUACCUUUGGUGGGCCAAGGGAACAACAAUUCUAAUAGUCCCAUAAAUGCGGGAGGUUCAACCACAAUUACCAUAACACCCAUUAAUGCCGGCUCAACGUCGACCUCCCCGGCCCACAAUAACAACAAAGACAAGAAACCUUCCAACUCGCCCUCCUACAGCUCGGGGUCCUCUGGAGGAGCAGUAGUUAUGAACAACAUGAAUUCUUUGGUUGCAAAUAUCAACACCUCAUCCACAUCCACAUCUUCUUCGACCUCUUCCACAUCAUCCAGUAAACGUAAUAUGGAUGGCUCUGCGGAGGGUCAAAAGGAAAAGAAACGUAAAAAACGUAGAGAUGAUUCACCCAUGGGUCCACCAGAAAAAAUCUUUUCUAGGCAAAACUCUCCAGCUGGCUCCAGUGAUGCCUCUGCUGGGUCUAGGAAGUUUCCCUCUCCCUCUUCUUCGCCCAAGGGCUCAUCCGGUGGUCUACUGGCCUCUUCGGUAACGGGUUCAUCUCUCUCAGCCAGGCCAAGCCCUAAACACUCUCCGGUCUAUAGCAGUCCCAAACACAAUACCGCUUCGAAUAGUCCCAAGUCACCGUUUGGUACACAUUCACCCAAACAUGGCUCUUCGGGCAAGCCUAGUAUGUCAACAUUGAAGAGUGCUGCAGCUGCCAGUCCCAAAGGAGAUAAAUCAUCCAACUCAUCGGUGUCCUCAGUUUCGGCAUCAUCUGUACUAAAUAGUGCCGCCUUGGUUCGAUCAAUGGCAAAUUCAAAUACAUCAUCUUCCUCCUGCUCGGCCCUUGGCACUUCCUCCGCGACGGCCAACACCAAUCUUGUGGCAGCUGUAAAAUCAGCCGCUGCAGCAGCUGUUAAAUCUAGUAUGGGUGUUAACUCGGCCCAAAUGCAACAAAUGAAAAAUGUGCCCGGCCUCAGUCUUAUGUCCGCCGCUGCAGCCUCAAAUUUCAGUACUGGCUCUACCGGUUCGAAUUCUGUUUCGGGUUUGGAUUUGAAUUCGGCCAUGCGUAAAGGUGUUACCACUGCGGUUAGUUUGAUGACGUCGACACCAGCUAUAGCAGCAACAACAAUAUCCAAAUCUCCAACGUUGUCGGUGUCGCUGCCGGGGGGCUUGGAGCGGCCGGACAAAGUCAAACAGCCACGGCCACAGGUAACAGUGCCAAUGUCUCACCCUGGCAUCAGUGAGGAGAGAGCCAGUAAAAUGAAAUCCAGCAAUGGCAAUAAUGAAUACAUGGUUAAGACAAGUCAGGAGGGUUUGAAAAUGACCAUCAACAAGACCAGUUCAUCAGCCGCCAAGGUUUCUUCAUCCUCCACAGCUUCCUUGUCAUCAUCAUAUUCAUCCAGCAGUUUGAAUACAAAUAGUAAAUUUUCAUUGAAAACAUCUCAGCGUGGGGGUUCCCCUUCGUUGCAUGUUUCCAGCUCCUCCUCCACUACGAGUUCUGGCAAAAAGCCCCACACAGGUUUGAAACCAGGAGUGUCCAGUGGACCGGCCUCAAAGAAAUCAACCUCAUCAACGGGAAAUUCAUCAAGAUCCUCAUCUAAACACAGCUUUCAAAAGUCCAACUCCUCUGGCAGCCUAAGUACAAAAUCAUCUUCCCCCUCAUCGGGUUUUGGCCUAUCCAAGAGUCACAGUACAAAUUCAUUUGGUGAUUAUCCCAGGAAAUCGUUCAAGAAAUCACACAGUGCUUCCACCUCACCGGCAUUGCCAACACCCUAUACCUCAUCAUCACAUUCCCAGCCGGCCUCACUUUUGGAUCAUCAGGCGGAUAUGUUGAAGAUCCUGCAUUAUGCCUCACCCACAAUGGCGGCCAAUAUGGAGGGCUUUAUGAAGGGCUUAAAUUCAAAAUUUCAAAUACCAAAAUUAUCACAACGUAAUAAUGCAAGUACAACAACAACAACUACAUCAGCCACAAAUAGUAGCACCACUGCCAGCAGUACAACAGCGGAUGCAACACAUCCAGCAGCUGCCAUUAAUGAUAACAAUAAGAAAUCAAAUGCCAUCACCUCCAGCGCUCAAACACAAUCAUCUGUAUCCGUCCACAUACUUAAAUCUCCCGCCACUAAUCAAACACCAUCCUCCUCUGCCACCUCCUUGUUAACUUCUAACUCAAAUAAAUCCACGACAUUGAAUUUCCUACACAAUACCUCGACCUCACCCGCCACAAAGACAUUGGCGUCAAAUGUAACGGCCUCAUCACACAUUGCUGCAGAUGAGUCACCACUAAUGGCAACGUCGGCGGCUGCGGUGCAUUCAACAUCCAAAACCACACCGCCCUUGGCAAGUAAAUGACAAUGUCGUUGCCAGUCACAAUUAUUAAACACCUGCCUGCCAUCUAAACUCGUCCCUCUUUCCCUAUCUAGUAUUGAAUAAAUUAUGCUCUCUUUGUGAUUUCAUUUGUAAUGCCCAAACACUAAGCCAUGGAAUGGAAUGGACUUUUGCAAGGCUUAACUAUGCUGUAUUGCCAUCAUUCCGCGUUCGGACUUAGUUUGUUUUCUAAGGCUGGCUUUCGUUGUUGCUGUUGUGUACUCUGCCUUAAAAAUACAAUUGUUGUUGGUAAUUUUUCUCAUUUCAAAAUCUCAUUAAGAAAAUGUAAAGAAAUUAAGAAGUAAAGAAAAGUGAAAUUUUGUUAUAAGUAAAAAAAAGAAAAAAUUAAAAUUAAUAU
Messenger RNA from Musca domestica (house fly), 5248 nucleotides. It is a transcript of the gene MED1, whose product is annotated as mediator of RNA polymerase II transcription subunit 1. The coding region runs from base 247 to 4875 and encodes 1542 amino acids. The transcript is spliced from 5 exons. Gene Ontology annotation, biological process: regulation of transcription by RNA polymerase II. Gene Ontology annotation, cellular component: mediator complex. Lineage: Eukaryota; Metazoa; Arthropoda; Insecta; Diptera; Muscidae. The record is from RefSeq and is a predicted model, not a curated record. Gene Ontology annotation, molecular function: transcription coregulator activity.